Molecule: messenger RNA, 1492 nt
Organism: Solanum verrucosum
Lineage: Eukaryota; Viridiplantae; Streptophyta; Magnoliopsida; Solanales; Solanaceae
Exons: 3
Coding region: 4-1353 (449 amino acids)
Biological process (GO): rRNA base methylation
Cellular component (GO): cytoplasm
Molecular function (GO): rRNA (uridine-N3-)-methyltransferase activity
Source: RefSeq, a predicted model, not a curated record
GCUAUGGCGGAAGUAGAAGAAAACCCAAAAGUGAUCAAUGAAGAAGACGAAGACGAAGAAGAAGAGAAAAUUAUUCAACAUUACUCUUCAUAUCAUCAAAUACUCUUAGUGGGUGAUGGAGAUUUUUCUUUUUCUCUCUGUUUAGCUCAGGUUUUUGGUUCUGCUUCGAACAUUGUUGCUUCGUCUUUACAAUCAUAUGUUGAAGUGAUCAAAAUGUACAAGAAUGGGAAAUCGAACUUGGAAAAGUUGAAAUCUUUGGGAGGAACUGUGUUGCACGGUGUGGAUGCAACUAAAAUACAGCUUCAUUCUGAUCUUAGUAACCGGAAGUUUGAUCGGAUUAUCUAUAAUUUUCCUCAUGCAGGGUUUCAUGGCACUGAGGAUAGUGAUCAUCUUAUACAAAUGCAUCAGAAUCUUGUGGGACGUUUUUUUGAGAGUGCCAAGAAAAUGUUGCGAGUUGAUGGUCAAAUUCAUGUAACACAUAAAACGUGUCUUCCAUACGGCCGUUGGGAUCUUGUUGGACUUGGAUCAGGAAACUCCUUGAUGUGUAUCGAAUGUGCUGAUUUCAAGAUUGAAAAUUACCCUGGUUACAACAAUAAAAGAGGAGCUGGUUCAAAAUGUGAUGAGCCUUUUCAUUUGGGUGAGUGCAAUACCUUCAAGUUUAUACCCAACCCAUCUCCUAAGAAUGUGCCAAGAACAAAACACAAGAAACACUUUUUACAUGCGCCAUCUCAGAAUCUACAAAACAUUCCCAACUCCAUAAGUCCUUCGAUUUACUCCUUCCAACAGCCACUAAGUUGGAUUGACAGUAGAAAUUCUCCAACUUGUGUCAUCAAUGGCAUGAACGGUUUUCCAAGUUAUGCAUAUCAGAACUUUCAAAAAGUUCCCAACUCCAUAAGUCCUCCGAUUUACUCCUACCAACAGCAACAAAGUUGGAUUGACAGUAGAAAUUCUCCAACUUGUGUCAUCAAUGGCAUGAACGGUUUUCCAAGUUACGCAUAUCAGAACUUUCAAAAAGUUCCCAACUCCAUAAGUCCUCCAAUUUACUCAUUCCGUCCAUCUUAUGUGAAUGACAUGAAUGGUUUUCCAAGUCAUGUUGGUUUACCUGCAAGGCAUGACCCCAUAAGUGAACUUUUCAGGAUCUUUAAGCUGUAUUUCAGUUAUAUUGAAGAAACAUUUGGAAGAGUGGACACUAAUGUUGAAGUUUCAGUUCGUCGAGCUCUAGAUCAUGGUGCUGUGAUAUUCAGGGACGAGACCGGGAGGCCCCCUGGAGAUUACUUGGAAGCUUUGGAAGGGCUUCAUUGUUGGAGCCGGUCAAGAAUUCAGAAGUUACAACAGAGAUUCAUCGAAGGCUGAUUGAGCAACAUGGUAUGGGACAUUACCUAUAAAUUAUGUGAAUAACUAGAUAUGCUUAUGCAAGUAGUAGUUGUUAAUUAACUACUCCUUACUUGGGAGUGCCAAAAUAAAUGUCUCUCUUAAUUAUGCUGAAAGAUCU